This is a messenger RNA of Pelodiscus sinensis (Chinese soft-shelled turtle), 5126 nucleotides long. The record is from RefSeq and is a predicted model, not a curated record. Lineage: Eukaryota; Metazoa; Chordata; Testudines; Trionychidae.
AGAGCAGCUGCCAGUGGUUCAGCUCGUGCUAGCGACAGGAACGGAGCACAGCACAGCAGCGGAUCCCACCCUACCGGACAUUCUUCCCCAGGGCAGCUACGUCCCCUAGAACAGCCAGGGUAUUUCAUACCCCUCAGAGGGGAGUGGGGACGAUACGAUUCCUUCGCACCCUACUGUGCGGCGAAAGGGGAAAUUCCGCCGCGUCAGAAGAAGGGGGGUGGUGGCGGCGGCAGCUAAAUUCCCUCCGCACGCGGCCCCGAGUGACGGUGGGGGCAUUGUUACAUCAGCACCCCUCAGAGAGGGGCAGGUAUCGGCCUGAGCGAAAGGGAGGCGACUUUGCCUUGUGGCCGCCAAACGGCUGCUGGAGAAGGGGGUGACGUUUGAGGGGAAGGGGGGUGGUUGUGUUCCCUUGGUGGUAGCGAGGUUCCCCCCUCCCCCCCAAGGUACGGAGUGAAGGGGGGUGCAGGUGCCGUGGCCGGAGAGGAGCGCUCACGUGAUCCCUAUUGUGGUCUAGGUCUAUGGUGAUAAUCACCCGGGGGCGGUUGGGGACCUGCUGGGGGAAGAGAGCGAAGUACCGAGCAGACUAAGGGGAGGGCCGGAGGCUACUGCUGCUGAGAAGGAGGAAGCGGAGGAGAGACACCAUUUGCCGGCCCGGCCAUGGAGAACGCUCACACCAAGACGGUGGAGGAAGUUUUGGCUUAUUUCGGCGUGAACGAGAGCACGGGGCUCAGCCUGGAGCAAGUCAAGAAGCUCAAGGAGAGAUGGGGCGCCAACGAAUUACCUGCUGAAGAAGGAAAAUCCUUACUUGAGCUUGUGAUUGAACAAUUUGAAGACUUACUAGUUAGAAUUUUACUGUUGGCAGCUUGUAUAUCUUUUGUUUUGGCCUGGUUUGAAGAAGGUGAAGAAACAAUAACUGCAUUUGUAGAACCUUUUGUAAUCUUACUUAUAUUAGUAGCCAAUGCAAUUGUGGGUGUGUGGCAGGAAAGAAAUGCUGAAAAUGCAAUUGAAGCUCUUAAGGAAUAUGAACCUGAAAUGGGCAAAGUAUAUCGACAAGACAGAAAAAGUGUACAAAGGAUUAAAGCAAGAGAUCUUGUCCCUGGUGAUAUUGUGGAAGUAGCUGUUGGUGACAAGGUUCCUUAUAACCUUUAUUUAGGUGAAUCUGUCUCUGUUAUUAAGCAUACUGAUCCUGUGCCUGAUCCUCGUGCUGUGAACCAAGAUAAGAAGAACAUGCUUUUUUCUGGUACUAAUAUUGCUGCUGGUAAAGCUAUGGGAGUGGUUGUAGCAACAGGCGUGAACACUGAAAUUGGCAAAAUUCGUGAUGAGAUGGUGGCUACUGAACAAGAGAGAACACCACUCCAACAGAAACUGGAUGAGUUUGGAGAGCAGCUAUCCAAAGUCAUCUCACUCAUUUGCAUUGCUGUUUGGAUAAUCAACAUAGGUCACUUCAACGAUCCAGUUCAUGGUGGUUCAUGGAUUCGAGGCGCUAUCUACUACUUUAAAAUUGCUGUUGCUCUCGCUGUUGCUGCUAUCCCGGAGGGUCUGCCUGCAGUUAUUACCACAUGCUUGGCCCUAGGAACCCGCAGAAUGGCCAAGAAGAAUGCUAUUGUUAGAAGUCUGCCAUCCGUUGAAACAUUGGGUUGCACAUCUGUUAUUUGUUCUGAUAAGACUGGUACUCUCACAACCAACCAGAUGUCAGUUUGCAGGAUAUUUAUUCUGGAUAGAAUAGAAGGAGAUAGCUGUUCUCUGAAUGAAUUUACUGUAACAGGGUCAACAUAUGCCCCAAUGGGAGAAGUGCAUAAAGAUGACAAACUUGUUAAAUGUCAUCAGUAUGAUGGCCUUAUAGAACUAGCAACGAUCUGUGCACUUUGUAAUGAUUCUUCCUUGGAUUACAAUGAAGCUAAGGGAGUGUAUGAAAAAGUUGGAGAAGCUACGGAGACUGCACUCACCUGCCUGGUUGAAAAGAUGAAUGUAUUUGACACCGAAUUAAAAGGUCUCUCCAGAAUUGAACGUGCAAAUGUUUGCAAUUCGGUCAUAAAACAACUCAUGAAGAAAGAAUUCACUCUGGAAUUCUCACGGGACAGAAAGUCUAUGUCUGUCUACUGUACUCCAAAUAAACCAAGCCGGACCUCCAUGAGCAAGAUGUUUGUUAAGGGUGCUCCUGAAGGUGUACUUGACAGGUGUACACAUGUUCGUGUUGGAAGCACUAAAGUACCAUUAACAACAGGAAUUAAGCAGAAGAUCAUGACGGUCAUUCGAGAGUGGGGUACUGGUAGAGACACAUUGCGUUGCUUGGCUCUAGCAACACAUGACAAUCCACCAAGAAGAGAAGAAAUGAACCUUGAGGAUUCUGCAAACUUUAUUAAUUAUGAGACCAAUUUGACCUUUGUGGGCUGUGUGGGUAUGCUUGAUCCACCAAGAACUGAAGUAGCCUCAUCUAUAAAAUUGUGUAAGAAAGCUGGUAUUCGUGUUAUUAUGAUUACCGGUGACAAUAAGGGCACAGCAGUUGCCAUCUGUCGUCGUAUUGGUAUCUUUGGAGAAGAUGAGGAUGUUUCUUCAAAAGCCUUUACUGGACGUGAGUUUGAUGAACUUUCCCCAGCUGUCCAGAGAGAUGCUUGCCUACAUGCUCGUUGCUUUGCCCGUGUAGAGCCUUCCCAUAAGUCUAAGAUUGUUGAGUUCCUCCAGUCUUUCGAUGAGAUCACAGCUAUGACUGGUGAUGGUGUAAAUGAUGCCCCUGCACUGAAGAAAGCAGAAAUUGGGAUUGCUAUGGGGUCAGGCACUGCAGUAGCUAAAACUGCUUCUGAAAUGGUUUUAGCUGACGACAACUUCUCAACCAUCGUAGCUGCUGUGGAAGAAGGGCGUGCAAUCUACAACAACAUGAAACAGUUCAUCCGUUAUCUCAUCUCUUCAAAUGUUGGAGAAGUUGUUUGUAUCUUCUUGACUGCUGCUCUGGGUUUUCCUGAAGCGUUAAUACCUGUCCAGCUGUUAUGGGUAAAUCUUGUAACUGAUGGUCUCCCUGCUACUGCUCUGGGCUUCAAUCCUCCUGAUUUAGACAUCAUGGAUAAACCACCGCGUAAUCCUAAAGAGCCUCUGAUCAGUGGGUGGCUCUUCUUCCGUUACCUCACUAUUGGAUGCUAUGUUGGAGCUGCGACAGUGGGUGCUGCUGCUUGGUGGUUCAUUGCUGCUGAUGGUGGCCCAAGAGUUACCUAUUACCAGCUGAGUCACUUCCUGCAGUGCAAUGAGGACAACCCAGACUUCACAGAUGUAGACUGUGUAGUCUUUGAGUCGCCAUAUCCAAUGACAAUGGCACUUUCUGUUCUGGUCACCAUAGAGAUGUGUAAUGCUCUCAACAGUUUAUCUGAAAACCAGUCCUUACUAAGGAUGCCUCCCUGGGAGAAUAUCUGGCUGCUGGGUUCUAUUUGUUUGUCCAUGUCGCUCCAUUUUCUUAUCCUUUAUGUAGAACCACUGCCGCUAAUCUUCCAAAUCACACCUCUGAAUGUGACACAGUGGUUGAUGGUGUUGAAAAUCUCACUACCUGUAAUUCUGCUGGAUGAGACUCUUAAGUUUGCGGCCCGUAACUACCUGGAACCUGGUAAAGAUUGUGUGAAGCCUGCCACCAAACCAUGUUCUUUAUCAGCAUGCACCGAGGGGAUUUCCUGGCCAUUUGUACUCAUUACUAUGCCCUUGCUUAUCUGGCUUUAUAGUACAGACACUAACUUUAGUGAUAUGUUCUGGUCUUGACUGACAUAGUGACAAUUUUACAUAAAGAUGUUUAACUUAAAUCAAUUUUUUAUUGUUUAAAGCAACUGUCGAUUUCUGCUGAAUUUUCACAUGAACAUAUUUGCCGGUGAUGGAGGUUUCAUACUCUAGAUUUUGUGUUUUUUGCUUUUUCUGACUCCAGUGGGGGGCAAUAUUUUUCCUCUUUUAUACACAACUGAAGUGUCCAUUGACAUGUACAGAGAACUAACACUAUUUUAUGCAAAUAUUUUUUUGUAGAUGAAAAGCAUGUACAGUGUUCUGUUGAAUAGUCUAUUCAUCCUUGUUAAAAAAAAAAAAAAAAAAAAUUUUUUUUUUUUUUUUUUUUUUUUUGAGCCAGCGGACACUAUCAAAAUAAAUUGGCAGCAGAUUUUAGGGAAUGAAUGUGUUUUCUAAAACUAAAAGCAUGUAACUGUCUCUUUUGCAUGAUGAUCUGAAUUUAAGUUGAUGUCAGUUUAUUUUUUAUUCAUAAGCCGAUUUUUCUGCACUAGGCAGAGUGUACUGCUACCUCAGUCAGUAUUUUUUUUUUGUUUGCCCCUUCCUGUCUUGAAUUCCUGACUGUCUUGUUUACACCAGUCUUUGUAAGAGGUAGAGUAUGCCUAUUAAUGCUUGUGCAGAAACCACAAUUCCAGGUGGAACCUGCUGGGUUCUUCUACCAUCCCUUCAACACACGUAGGUUUUUUUUUUUUAAGGUUAUUUAUUUAAAUGUCUAAUGUAUUUUAUUAUAACAAACCUUGUUUUGCCAGUUUUUCCCACUUUACAUGGGGGAGGGGGCACUACUUCAGUCUAGCUUAAACUUUUAAAUGGGCAAAGAAAAUUGUCUUUUUAACUCUAAAGAUGGCUUAAGUUCCGUUUUUUAAUACCUUAUUUACGUGUGUCAGAUGUUUUUUCAGUCUCUUAGAUCAGGGCUUUUGUAAUGUGACCUGGAAAAAUAACUUGCACUGCAUAGUUAGAAAUUGGAUUUCUUACACGUUUAGUUAGGGCACUAAUGAUCAGUUACACAUUUUGAGUUACUCUGCUGGCCUUGUUUUAGCCUGACUUAGAAGUAACAAGCUCGUGUGUGUGUUUUGUAAAAUCUGUAAAUAGCACAUGACCAAAUGAACAUAUUGUAUAGAACUAUUUUUAUUUUAAUGUGGCACUAACCACCUUCAUUAUAUUAUGAUUAAUGUUAGAGCAUGUUUUCAAAUUCAGUCCUGUAUCAACAAUGUGUAAGUCAUUAACAGUCCUAACUGUGGUGUUUUUCUCCAAUGCCUUCCAACAUUCAUCGACUAAAGUGAGUAUUUCUCUUCCAUUUCACCGUCUCAGUGGUGACUUGCUGUAAAAUGGCAUAUACUGUAUACCUGUCAACGAAUAAAUAGUAAUUUCCUUCAUUC